AUGAGCGUCUGCCGCCCCGCACGAUGUCUUUUCUCCAAGGCCACGUCGACUGCGCUCCCCAAGCCAUGUCCGCAACGCUCCUUCCACGCAUCAGCUCCACGACCAGCGCGCAAAAAGAGGCCCCACUACCCGUCGAUAAAGGCCGAUGACCUCAAGCUUCUCAAUCAAGCUGCAGAGGCCGAAUACCCCAAGUUCGACACCGCCGAGAUAACCCUCCUCGAGAAGAAAUACACCCCCUCGCAGAUUGCCGCCAUCAAAGCUGCCGAGUCCACAAUCGACGCACGAGAUGUCCUCACACAGGGCCAGCGACGAACAGACCCAUGGCUUCUCAACUACGAGGAUGACCUCGCACAAGUCGACCCUGUAACCGACCACCCCGAGAAACUGGGGCCGGACGACAUCCCUGGGAAAAAGACGUUCCGGCUUGCAAACGAUGUAGAGCGCGACGAAGCAAUAUCCCGCAUCGCAACCGAGAACCUCGCCAAAAUGUAUCCUGAAGGUUUACCAGAGGGGCAAUUGGAUCCAGUGGAUGAGCAGAAACUGCAGGACGCCAUGGAAGCGGCGCUGUCUCAAGCCGCACUCGACCCACGCGCAACGUACACUUCUUCGAACCCCGCGGCCCUCGAGGCAUUAGCUGACCCGCGUCACUCCAUUGUCGCCCCAGAUCUCCCCCGAGUCGAAAACCGCAUGGCGCGCCAAACCCGCCGCCUUUCCACCGAAGAGGAAGAAGACCCGCGUCAAAAACGCCUGUUGCAGUACCUGGGCUGGGACAAGCAGAAACUGCGUACCGUCCGUGUCAAGACGCUAGUAACCCACAGCGUCACGAAUCAGACAAGAAUGGGCAAGAUUAGGAGUCUAUACUUUUUGACCAUUGCGGGAAAUCAGGAUGGAUUACUUGGUGUAGGGGAGGGCAAGAGUGUAGAGCCGGAAGAAGGGCGAAAGCAGAGCGUCAUGUCGGCUAUCCGAAAUAUGCGACCAGUUCCGCGUUACGAGAACAGAACCACGUUUGGCGAUUUAGAGAAGAAGGUGGGGGCUACCAAGGUGCAGCUGUUCUCACGCCCACCAGGGUUCGGGCUCCGCGUCCAACAUCUGAUCUUUGAACUCGCGCGCGCCGCCGGCCUGCAGGACCUGUCCGCCAAAACUCCCCGUUCAAGAAAUAAGAUGAACGUCAUCAAGGCGACGUGGGAGGCGCUCACGAACCAGAAGCUGCCGGAUGAGAUUGCCAGGGCGAGGGGCAAGAAGCUGGUUGAUGUGCGGAAGGUGUACUAUGGAGGAUCUAUACAUUAG
Cucurbitaria berberidis CBS 394.84 is the source of this 1287-nucleotide messenger RNA. RefSeq lists its product as uncharacterized. NCBI's taxonomy places the organism in Eukaryota, Fungi, Ascomycota, Dothideomycetes, Pleosporales, Cucurbitariaceae. Gene Ontology annotation, molecular function: RNA binding; structural constituent of ribosome. Gene Ontology annotation, biological process: translation. Gene Ontology annotation, cellular component: ribosome. The coding region runs from base 1 to 1287 and encodes 428 amino acids. The transcript is spliced from 2 exons. The record is from RefSeq and is a predicted model, not a curated record.